AUGUCACCCGGCUGGGUCCCCCUCGCUCAUGCUAAGGGCCGGCAGGAGACGGGGGGCAGGCGGUGCAGUCAGCCUCGAAGCACUUCCUCACCACCCCGGGCCCCAGCCAGCGGCCGGGUGGCUUUGGCGGACCCUGGGGACGCCGCCGAGGCUCCCCGACGCUUCCUCUCGCCGUGUGCUCCGCGCUUCUCUCGCCUUUCGCUCCCGUCGCCUUUCGGCCCCGAACCGCGAGAGGAGGCCCGGAAACCGCCGGGCAACGGCAAGGGCUUCGGGGCUCUCUUUUUGUUUUGCCCCCCUGCCGCUCUCGGGCCCUCACCCAGCGCCGGCGACACCUCCAAGCCAGGCACUAUGGCGGACGCGGCCUGGCUUCGGGCGAGCGCCCCACUCCGGGGUCUCUUAAGCAGGGAUUGCACGGGCGGCGCGCGCGAGGCGGGGCUGGCGUGCGCGGAUAGGCGGGCCGGGAGGCGGGGCCCGCGGCGUCACAAAGCGCACCGGCCCGCCCACGUGACCUCGCGCUUUGUGACUCGGAGCGCGGAACCUGAACCAGCCCGGAGAACGAAGGAACCAUCUGUCUCAAGAGGAAGGGGGCGCUGCACGGAGGGCCAGCUCACCCGGCGGCUCCGGAGAGGGGUGUGUGUGUGUGGGGGGGAAGCUCGGAUUUCAGCUGCUACGGUGCUUGUUAGUCUCCGCGGCAAAGUGGGGUGCCCAGGGGUGGCCGGCUAA
This is a messenger RNA of Callorhinus ursinus (northern fur seal), 723 nucleotides long. The record is from RefSeq and is a predicted model, not a curated record. NCBI's taxonomy places the organism in Eukaryota, Metazoa, Chordata, Mammalia, Carnivora, Otariidae.